Messenger RNA from Cloeon dipterum, 3489 nucleotides. RefSeq names its product zinc finger protein 423-like. The record is from RefSeq and is a predicted model, not a curated record. Gene Ontology annotation, cellular component: nucleus. Gene Ontology annotation, molecular function: zinc ion binding; DNA-binding transcription factor activity, RNA polymerase II-specific; RNA polymerase II transcription regulatory region sequence-specific DNA binding. The coding region runs from base 169 to 2949 and encodes 926 amino acids. Gene Ontology annotation, biological process: regulation of transcription by RNA polymerase II. Lineage: Eukaryota; Metazoa; Arthropoda; Insecta; Ephemeroptera; Baetidae. The transcript has 7 exons.
UUUGCGCUACAUUUCUACAACAAACAACUUCUCUUACUUCUACAAACUUUAAGGGUUUAAAAAUAUCAAAAUUGACCAGCAAGCGACGUGUAGGAGACAGCACAAAGCUGUAAGAGCAAUCUGGACCUGGAUUAACUGUUGGCCAUUAAGUAGCCAUAGCCAGCUGAAAUGGGGAGAAAACUACAGUGCGCUGUUGUGACCUGUCCCAAUCACACCGUUGCAAAUGUAGACAAGAACGCCAUCAAGCUGCACAAAUUUCCAACCGAUAACACACUCCGCAAGAAGUGGUGUCUGCUUCUCGGCGUCAAAUACGACUCUCUGAAUCCAAAUUUCCCUCACAGACAUUUAGUUUGUCAUGAACACUUUGACAUGAAAACCUUUCACAGCCGAACUUGCCAACUACUCAACUCGUACGAAUCCACAGCAUCGCAAAAUACUUGCAGCAGAUUGUGCUCAUCAAUCCCAAAAGGAAUGCUGCCAACCAGAAACUUGCCUUCCUCCAUUGUGUCAGACCUGGCAGCCGAUACAUCAGAUUCUGCCGCGGACCUUAAACAGUUGCUCAUCGACAAAUUAUCCUUGGCGUCCACUUCAAAUGGCACUCAAAACUUGAUCCUCCCUUCAAAUGAUGCUGUCCUCCCAUCAAGCUCAAGCGUUGUUCAACCUGCUGCUGUUACCAAAACAAUGCCAAGAAUACUCAAACCAGGGACAUCUACUCCUGCGUCUACAAGAACACGAAGUGCAACCUUAGCUGCAGCUAGAAGCUCGCCAACAGUUUCAGUCAAAAUCGAGCCUACAACUUUGGAAUCUUAUCCCGUAGAAGUUUUUGAUGCCCAGAGACACCAACCAAUGCAAGUCUUUGUCUCUGGGGCACCUCAAGUAAACAUAGGAAACUCUCAAGCGACAGUUGCAAAGCCAAACAUCGUCUGCAAAAAGCCACCAAAUCCAUCACCAGCACCUCAGCAGCCAAUUGCGAACACUAAAAUCUUGCUUAAUCCUAAACUCAUCCUGCCAAAAAUGAGGGGGACUCUUGCAGUGCAGGCAAGACCCACAGUAGUUCCCCUUCCUGGCAACCUGCUGGCUGACAUGAUGGAUGGAAUGAACAGUGAUCCGGAUGCCCAAAUCGAACUUGUGUGGAGCGAAAAUCCAUUUCUUGCUCCUUUGUUGACUGAUGUGAACACCAUGUGUCGCAUGUGUGCUAAAUCGAACCUGUUGCUCACGAAAAUUGUUGAUCAAGAUUGUGACCUUGCCAAAAUGGUGAACGAGUGCCUUCCCUUCCAGGUCAACAAGAAUGAUGGAUUUUCUCAAAUGAUAUGUUUGCCUUGCCGUCGGUCUGUGAUUCGCACCCACAAGUUCUAUGUGCAGUGCAGAACAGCCAAUGCCCUCCAGAGAAAUAUUAACGCACAGAACAAUCUCAGCAGGGCUGCGUUACGUACAGUGGAUCCCAUUCCAAAACCAACUUUACCUGUGAAAAUUGUAUCCAGCACUGCAGAGGUCAGACCGGCCCCACCUGUGCUUGUAAAAGCAAAAGAAAUUGUGCUUCAGCGUGACAUUCCGAAAGCUGCCGCACCAAGUACUAUCAUAGCAGCUCCUAAAAGAACAUCUGAAACACCUCGAGUCGUGACUGACAAGAGAGCCAAGCAAGAAAAAUACCCCAAAAUCAAGCCUGAGACCCCUUUGUACUCUAUCUACAAGUUCCCUGAUCCACUGAACCUGAUGCAGGCGCCGGAUUAUGACUGCAAACGUUGCCCCACCUCGUACUGCUCAGUUAUGUCGCUAAUCAGGCACUACUGGACAACCCACCAGCAGCACUAUUGCAAGGAGUGCAACAGUGUGUUUGAUACCCGAAAGGACUUUGAGGGUCAUCACAUAGAGAUACACUUCAAGGUGCCUCCCAUUUACAACUUCCACUAUGAAGAGUUGGGCAGCAAAACGUGUUCAUUCUGUGGAAUCGACUUAGGCAGCGUUCCGGAACUACGAAGGCACUACGUCGUUGAGGGAAGCUGUCCAGCUCUGAUGGAGGAAUUAAUCCUGAGAGAAAGGAAGUUCAAGUACAAAUUCACUUGCAGCUUUUGUGGAAUGAUGCUGAAAUCGAGGCACACCUUGACCCGGCACAUUUUAACUCACGUCAACGUUUCUGACUAUCGGUGUAAAGAAUGCGACAAGAUAUUUACCCGCAAGGACAGACUAAAAGAGCACAUGUACACCCACUCUACGGAACACAACGAGCAGUGCGAUGUGUGCGGGGCCACUUUCAAAUCAAGGACUGGGCUUUCGCAGCACAAGGUGGUGCACGAGGGCCGCUGGAACAACCGCUGCACUUGCUGCUCGCAAACAUUCCGCUUCGUCAAGGACGCUGAAGCCCAUUUCAAGACGCAUUCGAAUGCUGAAAAGUCUAAGGUGAACUACAAUCCGUUCACCAAGGUUCACGAGCUUGAGUGUCCGUUCUGCCAGCGCCCCUUCAAGUGGGAAUACUACUACAAACUUCACCUGAAGACCCACGACCCCAACUCGAAGCACUUCAAGUCUGGAUUCCUGUGUGAUCAGUGUGGCCUGAAUUUCAGUAACAGACCAGCCUUGCGAAUGCACGUCAGCAAAGUGCAUGGCACUCCCAUCAUUUACGAGUGCAACCUUUGCGGAAGGAAAUACGAGAGCAAGCAGGGCCUCAAGCUGCACAUGGAGAAACACAUGGGCGAGAUGAAGCAGUGCAAGGAGUGCAAGCAGACGUUCAACGGCAUGACGAGUCUGCGGGCCCACCAGCGCAGCGUGCACAUUGACAAAAACUUUGAGUGCAACUAUUGCAGCAAGACUUUCAAGCUGAAAAGGCAGCUUGUCACACAUAUCAGAGUGCACACGGAUGAGCGACCGUUUCAGUGCAGGCACUGUCCGUCUGCGUUCAAACAGUGGGGAGAUCGCAGGAAACACGAAGCCCUGCAUUUGGACGGUAAAUGAAUCUCUUUUUACCUUAGAUUAGGUAAUCAAAAUUAAAUAUUCCGUGUAAAGUUAGAGUUUCAAUUGUAUUUCCGCCUCAUAGUAUUUAAACUCAAGUUUGGUUUGAUUAGUUCUCAACUUGGUUAUUUCACUCAUUCACACACUAGAGAGCAAUGUCUUUGUAUCUCUGGUCGGACUGUUGUGAAGCGAGUGAGGUGUGGCUGCUGUGGUUGCUUUCUUGCAGAGAGCCGUUGCUCAGCGUUCGCUGCAUGCGGAAAGUGCGUGGCAGCGUCCCAAAAUGCUGAGCAUGUGAAGGUCCUCUAAAGUGCUGCUGCAGUCUCAUUUGCGAUUUUAUCUGGCGCCGGUCCAGACUUUGAGUCGACAUAUUGUCCGCAGGUCCUUGCUCCAAGUAACCUGUAAAUUUUGAACCGGCGUUCAGAUUAAAUUAGAUCGAUACAGCGUGACGAUUGUAAAUUAUUUGAUUUGUCGGUUGAUGGAAAAACAAUUUGUUCUUCAAUUUGCCAAAAUCAAUAAAGAACCAUUUUCAAAUUUUCUCCUAAA